Plasmopara halstedii is the source of this 222-nucleotide messenger RNA. RefSeq lists its product as uncharacterized. The record is from RefSeq and is a predicted model, not a curated record. Lineage: Eukaryota; Oomycota; Peronosporomycetes; Peronosporales; Peronosporaceae. The transcript has 3 exons. Bases 1 to 222 code for a protein of 73 amino acids.
AUGUGGUUCUCGGCUUUGCGACAAAAGCUUCAGCUGCUGAUCAUCAUCUUUUUCAUCUUUGUGGCAUUUGCAGCGUCUGAUGCAGCCUGGAUGCCUUGGGCGACGCUCGUGAUCUUUCUUACGAUGCUACUCGUGACGGAUCUCUUAUUUCUUGGUCAAAAUGAGUUUAAGUACGAUCCAGAUUACAAGAAUUGGGCUCGUGCGGUUGAUCCAAAAUACUGA